Lemur catta (Ring-tailed lemur) is the source of this 990-nucleotide messenger RNA. Its product is annotated as cell surface glycoprotein CD200 receptor 2-like. Gene Ontology annotation, molecular function: signaling receptor activity. The coding region runs from base 1 to 990 and encodes 329 amino acids. The transcript is spliced from 5 exons. Lineage: Eukaryota; Metazoa; Chordata; Mammalia; Primates; Lemuridae. Gene Ontology annotation, biological process: regulation of neuroinflammatory response. Gene Ontology annotation, cellular component: external side of plasma membrane. The record is from RefSeq and is a predicted model, not a curated record.
AUGAAAUGCAAGGACUUGAGUACCACAGAAGAGAUAGGUGAAACCAAAACAGAAGAGGUGAGAUAUAAAAUGCAGAGAUUUUCUUUUAUCGUUCUCCUUUUGUGUGUGUGUCCAGUUAACACUUCACUGUCUGUGGUGAUGGACACCAACGCUGUGCUCCACUGUCCUCGUACACUGACAAGAGUGGUGCUAACAAGAUGGGAAAUAAUCCUCAGGGACAAGCCUUCCUGCACAAAAGCUCACAGGAGCGACACAAAUGAGACCAAGGAGAUCAACUGUACAGAUGACAGAAUAACCUGGGCCUCCAGACCCAGUCAGAAUCCUGACCUUCAAAUUGCUCCAGUGGCCAUCACUCAUGAUGGGUAUUACAGGUGUGUGAUGGUGACACCUGAUGGGAAUUUCAAUCAUAAUUAUCACCUCCAAGUGUUAGUUCCCCCUGAAGCGACCCUGUCUCUGAGCAGGAAUAGAACUGUGGUGUGCAAGGCAGUGGCGGGGAAGCCAGCUGCACAGAUCUCCUGGACCCCAGAGGGCGAUGACUGUGUCACUGAGCAAGAAUAUUGGGGCAAUGGCACAGUGACUGUCCAGAGUACAUGCUCCUGGGAGGUCCCCGAUGUGACUACUGUGACCUGCGCUGUCUCCCAUUUGACUGGCAACAGGAGUCUGUGCAUAGAGCUGCUUCCUGGUCUCACAACCUCAAGAUAUCCAGCAUUGCCCUUACUAAUUAUUCUCUAUGUGAAACUCUCUUUUUGUAGUAAUUCUUGUCAUCGUGGGAUUUGUUUCUUCUGGAGGACAAGUGAUUGCAGAAACAUAAAAUCUGCAGAGGAAGGCCGCCAUUUCAGCGGGGGCGAAGGAGGUCGGCUGUUGGUAACAUUUUCCACCAUUCGCUUACAACUAAAACCCAAAUCCCAUUACUUGCCAACUGCCUAUCAGGGGAGCGUGUUUGCUGAUGUAGCCCGAGGAGGCCUAAUCUCCAUCCGCGGUAACCCAUAG